AUGAGUUCCCCUACCUUUCAGCUCGAUCCUGGCCAUAAUCAGCACGUGAAUGCAAUGGUAGCCACACCUUGUAGCAGUGUUAGCAAGAGCAAGGAUCGUCAAACCAAGCAGGCGGUGACCGAGCAACAUCGUCAAGACGGCAAUAGUUACCGCCAAACGGAGACAACGAACAAUCCGAAAGGAUACUCGGAGCCUCCGGAUGCACGUAAACCGAAUCGCCGAUGGUCACUGUAUCCUUCGAUAGAUAGGCAGGCACUGCCCACGCUCCACAUUCAUCGGCAACGCAGCUACAUCAUCGGACGCAGCCGACAGAUCUGCGACCUUCCGAUUGACCAUCCGUCAUGCUCAAAACAACACGCCGUCCUGCAAUACCGCCUUGUGCCGAACAAGCGAAGGGAUUGCCUGUGCAUUCGGCCCUAUAUUUUGGAUUUGGAGUCGGCCAAUGGCACGUUCAUUAACUUCAACCAGAUCGAACCGCUGCGAUUUCUUCAGCUAUUCGAGAAGGACGUUCUCUCAUUUGGUUACAGCUCAUGCACUUACGUGCUUUUGGACCAGGACAGCAAACCACAGCCGUAA
Molecule: messenger RNA, 576 nt
Organism: Anopheles cruzii
Lineage: Eukaryota; Metazoa; Arthropoda; Insecta; Diptera; Culicidae
Product: smad nuclear-interacting protein 1-like
Exons: 1
Coding region: 1-576 (191 amino acids)
Biological process (GO): miRNA processing
Cellular component (GO): nucleus
Molecular function (GO): mRNA binding; protein binding
Source: RefSeq, a predicted model, not a curated record